AUGGCCUGGAUGACGCGCACAAGCCCCGGCCGCGGCGACACUGACUUCAUCCCACGCGGAGUGUACCCGGCCGCACCGCGAGCUGCUGCCCCCGAAACCCCGUCGGCCGACCGCUGCUCCCCGCUCACGGGACACCGCCCUACCAGGGGGGCGCGCGGGGGCAGCUGCGCGGCGGGCGCGGACCCGGCGGAGGGCCGGCGCCCCGGGCCUGACCUUGCACGUGGACGCGACUCCACAACCCGGCGCGGGGAGGCGGCGCCCGCACCCCGGCCGCGCGCAGCCAAUGAGCGGCCACCACACUCGGAACUCCGGGCCUCCUCCAAUGGACUUUCCGCUCACAGCGACCUUCCCAACUUCGCCCUCUCCUCCCGAAAACGCCGGCCUCUCUUUGUUCCCCGCCGGCCGGGUCCCCGGCGCGGCUCUGCCCGGACGGCCGCGCCGCCCCACGCCCGCAAGGCGCCCCGCGGGGAACAAUGGGGAACAAUGAGCAUCCGUGCGCAGCGCCCUCGGGGCGAGGAACUCCCGCUCCGCACGAGAGCCCGAGCCACGCGCUUCCCACCCGGCCCCGCACGGGACGCAGACCCCGGCCGCAGCACCCGCGCUCCCCACCGGAACAGUCCGCGCGCCGCCCCCGCCGCACCGCCGCGCCGCCGCGCCCCGCCGGCCCAGACAACGGGGGCCGCGCUCACACCUGUCACCCCAACCGGGGCGCGUCUGCGCACGCGGGGCACGAGGCCGCGCGCCUCCCGGUCUCACCUGGAAGUGCCCCCAACAGCCGCCGGGCGCAGGGGAGCGGCGGCCGGCUCCCGCGGACACCGAGCAGCCGCCAACCGACCCGAGCGGCCAGCCGGCCGGCGCGCGCCUCCGACCGUGGGGCCGAGCGGAAAGCCCCGCCCCACGUUGGCCGCGCCCGCGCACUGGCCCCGCCCCACGCUGGCCGCGCCACUCUCUAGCCCGAUCCCGCCGUCAGACCCGCCCCCAGUAGCCCCGCCCGCAGAAGGCUCCGCCCCAAGUCGUCAUUUCCUGGCGCCAGAACUUUUCUUGGCGCGAAGGAUCCCCUGCGGUGGUGGGUGGGCGUUGGCGUUGGUGGUUCAAAGCCGCGCUCCGCCGCCGCGUCCCCGCCCGGUCCUCUCGGACGCCGCGGGCCCCGUCCCUGCCCGCCCCGCCCGCGCGGAGCUCCGCGGCGCCCUUAGACGCCCCGAGGCCGGGCGCUCCGGCGCUGGGGCCGAGCCAGCGUCUGUGCGGCGGGAGUGGCUCGGAGGCCUGCACGCCCGGCCUUCCCGGCGGCCCCGCCCCGCGCCGCGUCCUCCCUCGGGACGCGGGUCCCGGCUCUGCACGCCCCCACCCCCACCCCGCAGCCCGCUGGCUCCCGGGCCGCCCCGCACCCCCCGCCCCGGCCCCCGGGACUCUGCCCACCCCGGUCCGGUCCUCGCCCGACCCCCGCCUCCCCACGGCCGUCCUCCCGCGGCCGGGUCCUGCGUGGGGCCGCCGAGGGCCGCCCGUCCGAAGCCUCCGCCGGGGGGGCACGACCCCGCCCGCGGACGCCGCGUGCUGCGGGGCCCCCAGACCCGGUCCCCGGCCGUACCUGCCCGCGCGGUCCCGCCGCAGACUCAGCGGCCGGGCGGCCGGCGUCCUCGCUGCAUCUCCGCGCGCCGAGUGGGCGGGGAGACGGGGCGAGCGGCCCAGCGGGAGAGCCGGGGGGACGCGAGUGAGGCCGACGAGGAGGAGAAGUGGGAGGUGCUACGCGCGGCCGCCGCGGCCGCUGCGGCCGGGCGCGAGGGCCCUGGGCGAGCCGCGGCGGCCCGGCGGGGAGGGAGGCGGGGAGGACGCGGGGCGGCCGCGGGGAGGACGCGGGAGUCGUGCGGCCCGAGUCCCCGCAUCACUUUCCCCGUUGUGCGGGCUGUGCGGGCCGGCGGGGAGGCCUCGGCGCUUUCCCUGCCGCGCUCCGUGCGGGAAGCCCCAGUGCUCGCCCGGGGCGGUGCACCGUGUCGUGUGCCCCGCGCGGGAGCGCAUUCGCAUUCGGGCCGGGCGGGUCAGGCGGCGCGGCGUGCGGCGGCCCGGGACCCGGCUGGCUCCGGCCGACUGCGUGUGGCUUCGCGUUCCUUUGUCCUCGUUGCACAGACGUUGAGGGACGGGCCGGGCUGUCCAGCCGCUCCGCUCCGGCCCGCGGGGGCCCCGUGCAGCUCGUUCCCGGGAUCCGCUGAGGACGAGGCGGGCUCCCCGGGGUCUCGGGGCGCGCGGCACCUCCGCGGCCCCCAGGCCGACACCAGCCUCCCGCGCGUCCAGGCCAGGCUCCCCCUUGGGCAGCGGCGUCCCCCGGCUCCUGAGCUGACGGAGGAGGUUCUGCAGCGGGUUCGGUGCCGUGGACACAUCGACGCCCACUCCGGCCUUCCCGGGCGGACGCUGGUGGUCGUGGGUCUCGUGCCCGCAGAGAGCACUUGA
Mustela erminea (ermine) is the source of this 2442-nucleotide messenger RNA. Its product is annotated as basic proline-rich protein-like. The record is from RefSeq and is a predicted model, not a curated record. The transcript has 3 exons. NCBI's taxonomy places the organism in Eukaryota, Metazoa, Chordata, Mammalia, Carnivora, Mustelidae. The coding region runs from base 1 to 2442 and encodes 813 amino acids.